Messenger RNA from Soboliphyme baturini, 1170 nucleotides. The record is from the annotation of a GenBank genome assembly. NCBI's taxonomy places the organism in Eukaryota, Metazoa, Nematoda, Enoplea, Dioctophymatida, Soboliphymatidae.
AUGGAGGCGUUCGUGAAGUGCAAUAACUCAGAGUGUUUAACUCAGCCAAGGUAUAACAAUAUCGACGGCACCGAUCACGUGAAUGGCUGUCGAAGUCGUUUCGAGCUUUUCAGACGGGCUCAUCCAAACGGUAUCACCAAGUCCCGUCAGUACACAGUGAAGGACAGCAAGAACUUGCCAGCAGUCCGCAACCGAUCUCAGCAUUCAGUCACGUACACUCUGAGCCGAAAGGAAACAGUCAUCGUUGAGUAUGCGAAAGAUGAAAAGACUGACAUGUUUCAAAUUGGCCGUUCAUCUGAGCAGCAGAUCGACUUUAUGGUGGUCGACACGUGGCUAGGCCGUUCGUUUGUGAAUAAUAGUUUUGGUCCUCAAGAAAAGCUGCCCCCGAGCACUAUCAGCAGAUACGCGUGUCGGCUUUUGAUUGAUCGCAGUCCAGCGUAUACAGCCAGAGUUUUUGCCGCCGGUUUCGAUUCUUCACGAAAUAUUUUCCUCGGGGAAAGGGCAACAAAGUGGGUCAAAAAAUCAGGCGAAACUGAUGGGUUAACCACCAAUGGCAUAUUGAUUUUGCACCCGCAGAAAGAUUCUUCUAAUGAUUCUCAGUUCUGUAAGUGGUAUGAAGUGUCUGUCGAUGGCGAGAUUUAUUCCCUCAGAAAGCCGCGAUCGUCUACGGAGCGAGGGGAUAAAGUCGAAGGCGAAGCGAACAUUCUGCAAGACGGGACACUGAUUGAUCUUUGCGGCGCUACUUUAUUAUAUAGGACAGCUUUCGGUCUGGCGAAUUCUCCGACUCUUAAAGACUUGGAACACUGUCUUCAGUUGUUGAACGACGGUCGGCCGCAGUGUCCAGUCAGUUUUAAUACACUUAUUAUACCUAAGCAAAAGGCAUCAGUUACGACUAUAACAGAGACACAGCCGUACGUGUACAUAAGCUGUGGUCACGUGCAGGGUUAUCACACGUGGGGUCACAGCUGUAACGAUGUUCCAAAACACGUCUGUCCCUCAAGUGAAAUUGUUCAGCUGUGCAUGGGAAUGGAACCAUGUUUUCAUCUCGAUUCCGAAUCGUUUGAAUACGCUUUCCUGCCUUGCGGACACAUGGCCUCAAAGAGAACCGUUAGCUACUGGUCAAAAAUACCCAUGCCUCAUGGAACUGACAGUUUUUAUCCCAAAUUUUGA